AUGGAUUCAAUAGCGCCUGCAGCAGAACGUAUCGGAAACUCCGUCCUUGAAAAGAUUAGGGAAACUACGGACCGACGAAACACAGUCUAUCGAGUUAUACUAUGUGGCGAAAUCAUUCCUGGCUGCGAUCGAACAGAGCUAGCUGCAUACUACCAAAAGUUCAUGAGACAAUACCAGUCCGAUCUAGAUCACGUCACUGGUCUACUCAUAAUGCAACCAACCUCCUACUUGAAUAUCAUCGAGGCAAGCUGA
This is a messenger RNA of Synchytrium microbalum, 252 nucleotides long. RefSeq lists its product as uncharacterized. The transcript has 3 exons. The record is from RefSeq and is a predicted model, not a curated record. NCBI's taxonomy places the organism in Eukaryota, Fungi, Chytridiomycota, Chytridiomycetes, Synchytriales, Synchytriaceae. The coding region runs from base 1 to 252 and encodes 83 amino acids.